This is a messenger RNA of Plenodomus lingam JN3, 294 nucleotides long. NCBI's taxonomy places the organism in Eukaryota, Fungi, Ascomycota, Dothideomycetes, Pleosporales, Leptosphaeriaceae. The record is from RefSeq and is a predicted model, not a curated record.
AUGUUCAAAGUUACCAGGGCCAUGGCCAUGCGGCCCACGCGCAUGAUGAUGAUGCGCCAGAGCCCCCAGCUCUUCGUGCGCCAGACGCUGCAGAUGCGCAGCCCUGUGCCGAAGGAAGAGCAAGGUGCCCAUACCGCCUCCCAGCGUUUUCGCCAGCUCAAGAACAUUCCCACUGAGAUCUGGCCCCUCAUUGUGGUCCUCGGCGUUGCUGUCGUAGCCGCAAUUUUCUCCAUCACUCGUAAGCUCUGGGUCGACAAGACCCUCCGCCUGAAGAGGCAAGGCAAGCUUUCGUAG